Messenger RNA from Orbicella faveolata, 2150 nucleotides. RefSeq lists its product as uncharacterized. The record is from RefSeq and is a predicted model, not a curated record. NCBI's taxonomy places the organism in Eukaryota, Metazoa, Cnidaria, Anthozoa, Scleractinia, Merulinidae.
AGAUGAUUUGACGUCAGAAAGUGUGAAAUAUUAAUCGGUCGUGAAUUCGAUGUUCUCGACACCCGUAGAAAACACCGGCUGGUUUAAGUUUAUAAAUGCAGCCUUAUGUUGGACGUAUUUUUCUUGUAAAAUGCAUUACCUGCUAUUAGUUUUACAUCUGCAGUGGUUAACAUUUCCCAUCUAUUCGCACAGACAUGGUAGCACCAGAAGUACACAGCACAGUUUGCCAAAGAGAGUGAAUGUCGCAAAAAAGGAGGAACUACUUGGUGAGGAUACAAACAGAAUCGAUGAGGCGGAGUACAAGCUGCAAAGUAUGGUCAGCCCAGAGACGCAUGAAGCCAACAGGUUCUUCAACACGCCUCCUUCAAAGGAAAUAGGCAGCCUUCGAGUGGAUACCAUGUCGCCUGCUCAGGUGUCGUUCAUUCAAAGCAGUACUCAAUGGCACAAGUACUACAAACCAUCGUCGCCGACCCCUUACUCAUCCAACAUCUACCCUGAAGAUCCUGUUUUAUUCCCAGGCUUCAAGCCUUUCAGGGGAAGCCAAAGCAGCCAAAGCAGCCAAAGCAGCCAAAGCAGCCAAAGCAGCCAAAGCAGUCAAAGUGCAGGAUACACAGGGGGAAUCGAAGGUUUAGGUAAUGAAGGUGCGCCAAGGCCUCAGCACCGCCCGAGCGACGAUUGGAACGCGAAUUCAUACGGCCAAUAUGGAGACACAGGAGAAGGAGAUCAGCCGCAAAAAGAUUAUGAGAAUAGCCCAUUUACUGAUAAGAGUUGGUGGAAUUCCAAAUCUGAAGGAAGGACACCUUCUAGUUAUGAGAGUUUUGAUGGGAAAACUCUCGCUGUACCUGAGCCAAAAAAUGACCAAGAAUUAACAAACCAAGAUGAUAUGUCUGGUCCAUUAAGUCACGCUGCCAGUAGAUCUCAUGAAGUGCUUGGAGGAGGUGGAUUGGGAAAUAUCCGACCACAUUCAAGGUUGCUAGGGGACGAGAAAUUAAGUCUCUUUAACAAAUUGAACGGUUUGAAGGACAACGAUGUUAUUCCCCAGGAGGAGGAAGACAAAGUUUUCUUUAAUGGCGGGGAUCAGAAGCUCCUUGCACAGAGCGGCGUUGCAAGUCCACCCUUGGAUCCAAUCCCGGGACCAUCACGUGGCCUUGGUACAGCCCUAGCCGAGGAAUUGCUACAGAAAAAUAGAGGGAAAUUCAGAGACGAAGGAGAAUCGACUAAUAUUAUCCAAGGAAUACGUGAAGCGGCGUCGGUGUUAAGGUCAGAUGCAGAUGAAUUUGAUGAGUCACAAUUCCUUUCAAAGCCGCCUUUAGAUGAAAAGGGCGUCCAGAGAACAACAAUGUACCGCAACAGUGACUUUGACAGCGAUCGAGGACACGUGGUUUUGAUCAGGAGCCAUCAGGUAAGGGAGAAUACUGCGAAAAAGCCUGUUACGAAGCACGCGGCAACAUUCAAGAAUGUGGGAAAGCAAAGAGACCUGGCUGGCAAACGAAACAACGGGGAAAGCAACAAGAAGCAUAUUCUUGGUCACCGAUUCGGUCAGCGAUUGAGUUAUUCUGGGACGAACUUGAAAGCCAGCAAGAAAUCAAUUGCAUCAUUUCACAAAAGACUCUGUAAGCGAUGCACUUCUCCCUCGCCGUUCAAAAAGUUCACCUUUAAAAGAAAGAUCCAUCGACCACAUAAAGAUCGAUAAAAUCGAAGUGACUUGACAUAAUUGUUUGCUUUUCAUUAAUUGUCUGGUAACACCCCAUCAAUGGGUCUUGAAGUACCGGAUGGAAAACGUUGAAUCAAAAUGUACCGUUCCGUACGGCUUUUUUCCAUUAUUACGGAGAGUAUGGUGCACGGAAACAUUGGCACUAAAUUGAGCACAGAUAGUGAGUUGUGAAAUUCAUAAUUUAAUCGCGCGGUUCUUAGUUGUCAUUCAGCUUUAAGUUUGCGUGCGUUGAUUGCAAGAAUAUAUUGUGGCACCAAAUGCUAUCGGUUGAAAUGCGCCGUUGAACAAGCCUAAGUGUACAAAAGUUCAUAUUUUCUAGUCUCUUUCGAUCAUUUUCCACUGUAGGGGUAUCUAAAUUAGAAAUUAGCAAAUUUUAUAAGUUUAAAUACUCUGUAGUAGAGACAAAACAUUGUGAUCCCCAAUAAAAGUUAUAAAA